Coregonus clupeaformis (lake whitefish) is the source of this 1229-nucleotide messenger RNA. Its product is annotated as YY1-associated factor 2. The record is from RefSeq and is a predicted model, not a curated record. Gene Ontology annotation, molecular function: DNA binding; transcription coregulator activity. Gene Ontology annotation, cellular component: nucleus. Bases 109 to 657 code for a protein of 182 amino acids. The transcript has 4 exons. NCBI's taxonomy places the organism in Eukaryota, Metazoa, Chordata, Actinopteri, Salmoniformes, Salmonidae. Gene Ontology annotation, biological process: positive regulation of DNA-templated transcription.
CAUCCCUCCACUCGACUGAAGUUAUCACGACAACUGAGAGAGCGGCUUUGGUAAUUUCCCCGUCAAAUUAACCCAUAUUGAGCUCAAACAAUAUAUAGGUUUUAUACGAUGGGAGACAAGAAGAGCCCCACAAGGCCGAAGCGGCAACCCAAGCCCUCUUCCGACGAUGGAUACUGGGACUGUAGCGUCUGUACGUUCAGGAACACCGCCGAAGCUUUCAAGUGCAUGAUGUGCGAUGUCAGAAAGGGAACGUCAACACGGAAGCCUCGCCCUGUCUCCCAACUGGUCGCCCAGCAAGUCACUCCACAGUUUGCUUCACCCACACAACCCAAAAAAGAGAAGAAGGAGAAAUCGGAGAAAGAGAAGAGUGAAAAGGAACCAACACUGAAAAAGAACAGCCACAAGAAGAUGAGGCCCAGGUUAAAAAACGUGGACCGGAGCAGUGCCCAGCACCUGGAGGUUACGGUGGGCGACCUGACGGUCAUAAUCACAGACUUUAAGGAGAAAACCAAGCCCGCCUCCACUCCUUCCAGUGCUGCCUCGGCAGACCAGCACAGCCAGAGCGGCAACACUAGUUCUGACAACACUGAAAGGGGGGUGUCACGGUCGUCCUCACCUCGGGGGGAGGGCUCGUUGGUUAACGGAGAGACUCACUAACCCUCCUCCCUCCCCCAUUUCCUCCCUCCUCACCCAACUUAGUCUCAUGGAACAAGACAAGUGUGUCUCUGAAUAUUGCAUACAAAUCUGGCAUGCAAGAUUACACCCAACGCUACAACCCCAUGUCUGGUACCCCUCACCCCAACCCAAUAUCUCAACAAACUUUUGCCUAAGUACCACCAGUUCAAAUUGGGUUGGAUACUACACUACAUUCCCCUGAUGAGCAAGUAUAAUGACUGGGCUUUUGGUGCUGGGAGGACGCUGUGUAUCAUCAACGUAUUGGUUUCAGCCAAGAUCUGGGUUGUGUUCAGUGGGCACCAAACAGAAGAAAAUGGAUGGAAACUAGAACGGGGGGGAUACCUGGACCUGUCCAAUAAGAAACGCUCAUAUUCGUUUUCUUUUGCACAACGUUUUAAAACGUUUUGUUAUGUUGUGCCCUAAUGAAAACAACCUUGGCCUGAGUGAACUGAACUGAAGUUGUAACGGUCUUGAUGGUGUUGGUCCUCUGUAGCUCAGUUGGUAGAGCAUGGCACUUGCAAGGCCAGGAUACCGCCCAUACGUAAAAAUGUAUG